AUGGCCAAUUACGAGCGCAUCCAUCGGACCGAUCUGGACACCAUUCACAAACUGACACGCCAAUUGGUUGAGAGGACGAGCAACCGACUCCGGCCUCGCCCUUUUGCCUCCACUUCCAUCUCUACUGCCGCCUCUGAAACCACCCCGGCGACAACUGCCAUUGCCGGCAUUGACGAUAGUGCUAGACUGACUGUCCCUGUUUUGCCUGCCUCUCACUGCACUUCUUUGCCUUCGCCACGACUCGAACUCUCCUCAAUGCCUAAAACUCUAGAUGUGAGAACUAAAUGGCUUAUAGGCCCCGCUUAA
This is a messenger RNA of Protopolystoma xenopodis, 306 nucleotides long. The record is from the annotation of a GenBank genome assembly. NCBI's taxonomy places the organism in Eukaryota, Metazoa, Platyhelminthes, Monogenea, Polystomatidea, Polystomatidae.